GGUUCCGGCCCGGGAGGCGGGCGCUGCAGGAGAUCCGCAUUUACCAGAGCAGCACCCGGCUGCUGCUGCGCGCGGGGCCCUUCGCGCGCGUGGUUCGGGAGAUCUCUUUCCAGUUCUCCCGCCGGGAGCACUACCUGUGGCAGGCCAUGGCGCUGCUGGCCCUGCAGGAGGCGGCGGAGGCGUUCCUGGUGCGCCUGUUGGAGGACGCGUACCUGUGCUCGCUGCACGCGCGCCGCGUCACCCUCUACCCGCGGGACCUGCAGCUCGCCCGGCGCCUGCGCGGCAUCGACGGCGGCCUCGCCUGAGC
This is a messenger RNA of Pezoporus flaviventris, 307 nucleotides long. RefSeq names its product histone H3-like centromeric protein A. Lineage: Eukaryota; Metazoa; Chordata; Aves; Psittaciformes; Psittacidae. Gene Ontology annotation, molecular function: protein heterodimerization activity; DNA binding; structural constituent of chromatin. Gene Ontology annotation, cellular component: nucleosome. The record is from RefSeq and is a predicted model, not a curated record. The annotation marks the transcript as partial. The transcript has 3 exons.